AAAAGAUAACACCUUUCUUGUGAAAUAAUAAAGGAUCAUGUCGAGAAGUCAGAUUUUGUUGGCUCUCUCACUAUAUAAAUCUCGCAAUCGUCUUUCACUUCCCAUAUCCAAGAAAGAACAAAAAAACAGAAUGCAGACCAAAACACUCUGUUUCGUUCCUCUGUUUCUUGCUCUCUUUUUGUCUUACACCAUUUCUUCAUCAGCUUACAGUUUCAACUUCGAUUACUUCUACAAUGGAACUGAUCUGAUGACAUUCUAUGGGGACGCUGAGUAUGCACCAGAACCCGACGGUAUGAGCAAGUCAGGAGGUAUUGGAUUGAGCCGUGAAAAUAUCCCUUUCUCUCAUGGUCGAGCUAUUUUCAUAAAUCCCAUCCCUUUCAAACCUAGUGCUUCUUCUUCUUACAUCUACUCUUUCAAAACUUCUUUCAAUUUCGACAUUACUUCUCGCAAGCAAAAUCCUAACCCGGGUCAUGGCCUCGCCUUUAUCGUCGUCCCCCACAAUAAAAACGAGACCGUUUCCGGUUUAGGCUACCUAAGUCUUGUGAACCGGUUUAACAACGGUAAUCCCAAUAACCAUCUCUUUGCGGUCGAGUUCGACGUCUUUAAAGAUGCAUCUCUUGGCGACAUUAACGAUAACCAUGUUGGUAUCAACAUUAAUUCGGCUAACUCGACCGUUUCUAAGAAAGCCGGUUAUUGGAUUCAAUCAAGAACCGGAGGUAUAAACCGGUGGGUGUUCAAGGCUUUGAAGCUGAGUGAUAAUGGAUGCAAGGCUUGGAUCGAGUACGAGAACGCGAAAGUGAUAGUCACGAUCGGGCCUUCACAGGAGAAACCGAAGAGGCCAUUGAUCGAAGCGAGGCUCGAUCUUUCGAAGGUUUUUCACGAGAAAAUGUACACGGGUUUUGCUGGUUCAACGGGACGUGACGCCGAGCGUCACGAGAUCUCGGACUGGAGUUUUGAGAACAGUGCCAAAAACUAAAUACAGGGUCGAAGUUAUUAGUGUCGUUGAAUCUCGUGAUCCAUCGAUCUAGCUAGUUUGAUAAUUGAAGCUAAUAAAUGCCUUAGUUAUUAUGGCCUAUCGUGACAUGUAUCUACUUUUCAGAUUACUACUAGAAAGUUUUUACAAUAAAUGACCCCGUUCCUU
This is a messenger RNA of Camelina sativa (false flax), 1141 nucleotides long. The record is from RefSeq and is a predicted model, not a curated record. Lineage: Eukaryota; Viridiplantae; Streptophyta; Magnoliopsida; Brassicales; Brassicaceae.